This is a messenger RNA of Bombyx mori (domestic silkworm), 4198 nucleotides long. RefSeq names its product growth/differentiation factor 8 (gene myo). The coding region runs from base 294 to 1100 and encodes 268 amino acids. Gene Ontology annotation, molecular function: cytokine activity; growth factor activity. Gene Ontology annotation, cellular component: extracellular region. Lineage: Eukaryota; Metazoa; Arthropoda; Insecta; Lepidoptera; Bombycidae. The record is from RefSeq and is a predicted model, not a curated record. The transcript has 4 exons.
CUUUGGCCAGUCCAAUUCUAGCGGUUAUGGCGCGCGCGCGCGUCAAAUUCGAAAAUAUUUGCCGCGUAUGGGAAUUAAAAAAAAUAAUAAUUUAAUAAUGGAAUGUUAUCGAAAAGUUUUCGAUUACCUAUCGUGCAUUGUGAAUUAUAAGUUGGUCUCACAUUCUAUUUUUGAAUUGCGCGCCCUUUUCAAUUUCGAUACUUUGGCGUAUACAAUGGGAUCUGCACACACAGAAGAAACUAAAUACAUUCCAAAUUCAUGAAUUUUAUUCUUGCAUCCAAGACCUAAGAGAGAUGCUACACAUAAUGCGGCAUAGCGUAUUCAAGGGCCUGAAGGUCAUAGACUUCCGCCUCAGCAACAAGGUCUUACAGAACGAACUCGACGAGGCGGUCCUAAACCUUCACGUCCAGGAGCUAGACAACAGAAACACCACCUUCGACCCCGAAGAGUUGUUCACGCUAAACCUUCAAGUGAGCAGGGUGACGCGAAACAGUCAGGGUGGGAAGGCGUCGGUACUGUACUCUGAAAAUUCGGUUACGAUGACAAGAAGAGAUUUGAAAUUAGGGAAGUGGUUGAAAGUGAACGUGACGACGAUGGUGGAGGAGUUCUGUAGGCUGCCCAGGGAGAGUUUAGCUAUAGUUGCGAGAGUACAAGACUCGAGCGAUCGGAUUGGACUAGUCGUACCACAUCCGAGCUCGGAAUCAAAUCAUGCAUUGAUGCCAUAUAUAGAAGUAAGUCUCAAGGACAACACGCAUAAGCGCACACGGCGUACCGUCGUCAUGGACUGCACGGAGAGCACCAAGGAAGUCCGCUGCUGCCGCUAUCCCCUCGUCGUGAACUUCGAAGAGUUCGGCUGGGAUUGGAUAAUAGCUCCGAAAUUUUACAACGCUAACUAUUGCAGCGGGGAAUGUCCGUACAGCUUCCUGCAGAAGUACCCUCACACGCAUCUGAUACAUCUAUCCUCGCCCCAGGGCAGCGUGGGCCCGUGUUGCGCGCCGAGGCGGAUGACCAGCAUCUCGAUGUUGUAUUUCGACCACAACUCCAACAUAAUAUAUGGGACGAUCCCCGGCAUGGUUGUCGAGAGCUGUGGUUGCUCAUAGCUGAGGGUUUUGUACUGGCUUCGAGUGUUCAAUCCAUUAUUAACAUCUUAAUAAAUUUUAACGUAUUUUUUUUUAAAUUCGAUUCGUUUCCAGUACGCUAGUUAAUGGUUUUAAUUGAAAUUCUUAACGGUGAAAUCUGUGUAUUUUCUUUCCUUUUCAUCGAACUGUCCCUGGAGUUUUAGUUAGUUCUUGUCUCUCUUUCUUUCUAUACUUGUCUUAGUUGUGACAGUGAAAUAGAAAUAAAUACAAUAUGGCGUCUGACAAUCAAAAAUUUAGGGGAAUUAAAUGAUUAAUUUUCUGAUAUUUCAACAAUACGUCAAUAGAACAGAUACGCGCGUUCCAUUUUUUUCUACAUCAAUUUUAUAUUACCAUAUUACUUUUUAGUAUGUCAAGCACUCGUGGCCAAGUGUAGUGUUUAUAUCUUUGUGAUAAAUUCUGUUGAAGACUGGUAAACCGUAUGUGUUGAGUGUGGCGAGAGUGAAAAAAACUUAUUAUUGAAAAUUUAUUUCUGGUUUGUGUCUACGUUUUAGUUUAAAUGAUACUGUCGUUUUAUUCAUUAAAUUUCGCAUGCCUUUCCCUUUUUAAUCGAAAAAUAAUAAUAGUAAUAUUUUUAAAUCGAUUUUUUUUUUUAGUAGUUUUUCUUCGAACUCUCAUUAGUUGUGUUAAUUGAUACAUUAUAAUCAUUAUUUAUUUUUAAUUUUCUAAAACAAAUCGUAUCAGUUAAUAGAAUUAAAUCAAUAUACUUGAACUUAUUUUAUAACGAAAUGACCUCUUAACAUCUGUUGAAGAUAGCUACAAAAGUUCAGAGUAUGAUAGUUUAUCUUUUUUUAACGCAAAUGUACUAAGAACCACUUCGAUACUCAGUAAUGGCAUUUAUUUUUUCUUUAAGUCUUAAGCUCUAUACUUUAAGACUUAUUUUUAAUUACUAAUAAAAACGAAGAAGCAAAUUAUCGAAGUAACAAUUUUAUUGGUUAUCUAAAUGUUUUUUUGUUUUUUUUUUUUGUUUUAAAAGCAAUCAAUUUAAUAACAAUUACUUACGGAAUAACGGAGAUAAAAGCAUGAAGUCACUUCGGAUUAGCGUGUCCAUUAAAAACGUUUUAUUUUUCUCUAUGGUCCAAAAUGGCUGAUCGAACUAUGACAACUUUCAAUUUAUUAUUGCAUUACGUGUCCUGUAUUGUCGCAUUUUGUUUUUAUUAUUACCUAUGUUCUUAGUAUGCUAUCAUUAAAUUUUCACAUUCACUUUAGCUUAUAAUUUUAGCUUUACGUAAAUCGAUGUCUUAUGUACUUGUCAAAUUUCAUUACACUUUGGAUCUCGCUCAAAAUUAUAUGUUUUACGUUUUAAAAAAAAAAAUCUUCUCGGAAUAGGUUUUAGCGGGUAGUGCUUAAAAUACGACGAUUUUAAAAGAUGUUAAUGAAGUACCUACCCAUAAUUUUUAGACGUAUUAUUUUGGCGUAACAGGGAACCGGACGUGUUUUAUUUUUCAUACAAACUAAUACUAUGUAGGCUGGAAGUAUCUAUUAAUCGUGACGUAUUUUGGUGCCGGUGACGAAACAACUAUUGAACCCACAUAAAGUUUUGGAACGAAGUUCCUUAUCGCGCGUUGUGAAAGGGGGCUAAACGGAAAAAAUUCUUACGAAAAGUUGUCACGACACUUUUUAGAUCCGUCAUUCUGACCAAUCAACGUGUAGGCGCUUAUCGCGUGACAUUGCUCGUAUCCGAUUGGUCCGCGUAAUGAGUACAGUUUCUCGAGAUAGCGUUUCUACAAUAGUAAUUUAGUUCAUAGUAUUGUUUUUUUCUUCUUCAUAAUGCCGUAAUUUAUUAUUAUAACUUAAAAAAAAAAUUACAAUUCCUUCACUAAUUAAUCGAAAGGAACUUCGUUCCAUCCGGGUGUCCCUUGACACCUCUGAAGUUUGUUUAUAUGUCAAUAGGUAAACGACUAUUGGGUUUAAGCAACAUUUUGCUUAAUAUUUUUUGUUUUAGUUUGCAAUAGAGCAUAUUCUCUAUCUCUGUCUAUCCAUUGACGAUGAAAACGAAACUUCUUAAAGUUAAUACUUAUAUCCAGGGGGUUCAAGCGGCAUUUCACUUACGUGCGACAUUUAUCUUUGUAAUUUAAGGUCCGUUUUAUUUGGUAUUAGCAUCAACAGUUCAAUGUUUUAAUCGAAUAUUAAUUAAGUUACUUCGAUCAAAUAGCUGAAGAAGUUUUUGUGUUACCAUAUUCUUUCUAUUAAAUUUAAAAUUUUGAAUGGUUCUCCUUUAAUGUCGCUUUAACCAAAUUGCACCUUUAAAACUGAAUUGCCUUAAUCCGAAAUUCUUGUUUUUUUGGUAAACGCCAAAAAUGUAAUUAGAGAAUUGUAAUUUGUACAGUUUCGAUUUUAAUACUUUAAGCCUUAAAGCGCAUACCUGAAAGUUUAAAGUAUGCGCUUAAUUUCAACGAGACGGAAAGUACACAUUGCUCUUUUCUCGGCUAAAAUUUAAAUUUAAUUUUGAAUUUUCAAAAACUUAAUUUUAUAAGCUUCUACAAUACAUGUCUGGAAGUCAGUAUGUCAAUGUAUGUAACUCAUUUUCUUAAAGUUUCUAGUUAAGCCACUUUAAUUCUAAGGGUGCGAAAUAAGCUUCCAUCUCGCGAUGUCAAAUCGAACACGCAAUUGUUGUAGCUUUUGAAAUAUAAUAGUUAAAAUUUCACAAUAAUAGUGACCGAAUGUAAGUUUUGCUUUAACUAACCUUUUACAGCUAAUUUUCACGUGGUUCUUUUUCUAAUGACGUCCGGUUGCCUGUUUUUGCGUAGAUAUUAUAAGUUUUUUUUUUUUUUGUAAAUUUUUUUAAAGGCGUAGAAUUCCAAAAAAUAUAUUAUGCAGAUCUCAGUGUGGCGCGAAAAACGUGCCUUAUAAAAAAAAGAUCUCCCAGAGUUUCGGUUUACAAAAUUUGGAAAGUGUUUUUUAUACAACCAUAUUUUAUAUUUAGGCGAACUGUGUUUACGUAAUGUUUAACAAAUAUUAAAAAAAAACAGUGUCAAUUAAGAAGCAAAGAAUAAUUCUACGUACAUAUAUUUUGUGGGUGUAAAAUCUUUUUUGUCUGGAAAUAUAUGUCUGUGAAAUGA